CUUUUGAAACAAAAACAUCACAAAACGAAAGAAAUCUACAAAAAAGGAUAACAAGAAAAAUAAACAACAAAAAAAUCAAAAUAAGUUCUAUUUUUUCUGCUGUUAAUUUAAAAAGAAAAUCCAAAUUUUAAUAUGAGCGACGAGGAUCAAGAUUUUUUGGAAGUAAACCCCGACUCAACAUGGCUGGAAAAGACCACAAUUGGAGGAUUUCGUGUUUGGCACAUUAUUGCCAUAUGUUUGGGAAUAAUAAUGAGCAUAAUCAUAAUGGUGUGUUGUUGUGUACGCUUUCGAAUACCCCGAACAAAACAAGAAAUCGAAGCUGACUACCAAAGAAAACAGAUCACGAAGAAAUUUCGCGAAAAAUUACAACAAAUUAAAAAUUCCGAAAUGGAUGAUAUGGAUUUACAGAAAGUUUGUCAUUUCUACAAUGAUAUGCCAUUGCUUCACGAUAGUCUUGCUUAUAGACAUAAUGCCCAUAUGGCAUGGAACUCGUCUGACGAAAUCCAACAACAACACCAAUACCAAAUGAAAAAAUCCACGCAUGUUGUCGUACUAGCCCAACAAACAACAAAAAUAGUUUUACUCCAUCAUUUUCUCGAUGAAAUGGGCAUAGGUGGUCAUCAUGUUGUCCAUCCCGCUGUUCGAAAAGCCCCACCAUCGCCACUUUAUGUUCCACCACCUGUAGCCAUACACAAGAAUUACCAAGGCAAUAAUCGAAAUCAUCACGAGAUCAAUUCGAAUAGUUGUCAUAACUAUGGUUGUAAUUUGUAAAAAAUAGAAAUCCAAAAAAAAAGAUAUCUAUUUCUAUUCCAUUUGCUUUGCGUUUCUUGCAAAGCAUUGUGGGAUUUUGGAAAUCGGUUCGAACUUUGUUAGUGCAAAAUGAAACUAGCUGUUGCUAAUAUGAAUAUCGGCAUCUUAGACAAACAGAACGAAAAUCGAUAAGCAAUAUUAAACGUUGUUAUUUGUAUCGUAAUAUAGAAUAAUAUGUUAAAUUACCCCUAAUUCUACAUCAUUUUUAUAUACAUAAUUGUUUUAUAUUCAAAAUUUAACGCCAUGUUAAGUCCCUUUGACCCAACCCAUUUUUUCAUAAACCAAUUUUAUAUUACAAAUGUAAAUAUUUUUUAUUAAGCACUUUUCUUUCUCAACUUUUACCUCUUUGUCUUUCUUCCCUUUAAUUUCAUUAUUCUCCUCCUUUUUUGUGUAUUCCAUUUUUCAUUAACCUUAUGCAUACAUAUAUACACCAAACUCAAUCUUCCCAUCUUUUCAACUUAAAACCCCCCCAAAAAAAAAAACCUAUUCACAGCACUUGCUUACAUAAAAUUGGAAGAAUAUGAUGAACCAUAAAUAAAGUAAUAGAAUUUCCACAAAAAGGUGUUCAUUUUAAGGUAAGCUAUUGAUAUUUUACGGUAGUUAAACCAUGCACGCAAUAACGUAGUUAGAUAUGAAUCAUGAAUAUUAAAAUGGAAAAUCGUUAAAUUAACUAAAUUUUAACUAUUAUUACUUCCAGAUUA
This is a messenger RNA of Musca domestica (house fly), 1511 nucleotides long. RefSeq lists its product as uncharacterized. Bases 133 to 771 code for a protein of 212 amino acids. The record is from RefSeq and is a predicted model, not a curated record. Lineage: Eukaryota; Metazoa; Arthropoda; Insecta; Diptera; Muscidae. The transcript is spliced from 3 exons.